GGGGGUGCUGGAGGAGCCACAGCUCCCGGCGGGACUGACAGCGGUGGCCGGGCUGUGUCAGCGCUGCCCCGAGCACAGGGAAUGGUCUGGAUGGAUGCCACGGGACAGGGCUCACGUGCCCUUCCUGCCAGAUCCCUCUGGAGGGCUGCAGGGACGGCCCUGCCCUGCCCUGCCCAGCUCCCUGUUGUCCGUUUCCAGGAUGUUGCAGGUGCCGCUGCCGCUGGAUCGGGACGGGAUCCUGUUCCGGCUGCGUUUCACCACGCUGGCCCUGGGCACUGUGUUCUGCCCCCUCUUUGGGUUCCUCUUCUGUGUCAUCUGGUCUCUGCUCUUCAACUUCCGCGAGACGACUGCCACCCACUGUGGGGUGCCCAACUACCUGCCGUCCAUCAGCGCGGCCAUCGGGGGCGAGACACCGCAGCGCUACGUGUGGCGCCUGUGCAUCGGCCUGCACUCGGCCCCGCGCGUCCUCGUGGCCGUGGCCUACUGGAACCACUACCAGAGCUGCCACUGCCCCCACCCCCGCUACCUGCGCCUGUGCCACGUCACCCUGCUGCUCAACCUGCUCGAGAACUUCGCCCUCCUCAUCCUCACCUACGUGUCCUCCACCGAAAACUAUGCAAUCCACGAAAAUGCCUUCAUCGUGUUCAUCACGUCGGCCCUGGGCCACAUGCUGCUCACCUGCAUCCUCUGGAGAAUGACUAAGAAACACACAGUAAGUCCCGAGGAGCGCAAGUCGUACAAGUGGAAGCAGCUGCUCUUCUUCUUCACCUUCAUCACGUUCGCGUUCGCCGUGUGCGUUUACUUCCACCACAACUGGUACUGUGGCCCUGGAGUGUACACUGUCUUUGCCUUCCUGGAGUACCUGGUUGUCCUCUCCAACAUGGCCUUCCACAUGACUGCCUUCUGGGACUUCGGCAACAAGGAGCUGGUGGUGAGCUCGCUGCUGGAGGACAAGCACUUCUAGCCAGCCCCGCUGCUGGGGGCUCCUUUUCCCUGUCCUGCCGGGGCUGGGUGUUUGCUGUGGAGCUGCUGCGAGGAUCCUGCCGAGAUCCCCGAGUGUCUGUCCCUACUGCACCUGCAGCUCUGCUCCAGGACCCCUGUCCUGGCUCCCUGCCAGCUCCAGGAGGGCAGGACAGAGGAGGAACAAGGACCUGCUGCCUGUUGCUUUGGAGAAUGCUCCAGGGAGAGCGGGAUGCUGCUCCCAGUUUCGGGGCACAGGGGUCCAGCCCUGCCCUGUCCUUUCUUGGCCUGGGGGUUCUCAUGGUUCCUCCUCCAGGCUGGAGGUCUUGGGGCAAGUCCUCAAAAAGGGUUGGUGGCCUUUUGGGCUGGCUUCAGGCACUGGUCUCCCACUGGACUGGGGCAGGGUCCUGGCCCAUCUGUGCCUGAGUGCCAGGAGGGGAGCGGGAAGGUGCUGGGCUGUGCAGGGACUGCCUGGAGCAGGGUGGGAGCACACAGGGCAGAGCAGGGUGGGAGCAUCCAUGGCUCACUCCUGCCUUUCCCAGAAGCCCCCCCAGCAGCACAGGCUGUUCCAGGGGUGCUGUGCCCGUUCCAACCCAGUUGGAGGAGGAAGGGUGAGUGUUCUGGUUCUGGAGGUCUUUGCCCCAGUGUCCCCAUGGCUUCCCCUGUGCUGUGGGGCUGGAGCUGGGAACUGCUGGGGUUCAGCAGUGCCCCCAUUGUGCAGCUCUGGCUGCCAGGGCACAGGGGACGUGGCUGGGUGGCAGGUGGGGGCUGACAGUGUCCCCAAGCUCCUCCUGCAAUGCUGCUGGAAGGGGCACCUGGAGCUGUCUUGAUUUUGGGGAGGUCUGCACUUGCCAGGGCUCGUCCCACCCCAUGCUUGGCCAGUGAGGGUCCCUCCCUGCCCUUCACCUGAGCACAGCCACCACCGAGAGUCCCCUGGGAUGUCCCAGUGCUCAUCCCAGGGCUGGGCAGAGCCUCUUCCAGCAGGAGCUGUGGGGCCCUGGCAGAGCUGGGGCCGAGCUGGCUUGGAGCAGGUCCUGCUGCACGUGUCCAUCGUCAGUGUCCCCAUCCAUGGGCUCCAUCCGUGUCCCUGCAUGUGUGUGACGCGCUGCCCCGCAGCGCCUUGGCUUUGAGGUGGAAAUAAAGCACUAAGUAUUUUUGUGA
Messenger RNA from Pyrgilauda ruficollis (rufous-necked snowfinch), 2121 nucleotides. It is a transcript of the gene PGAP2, whose product is annotated as post-GPI attachment to proteins 2. NCBI's taxonomy places the organism in Eukaryota, Metazoa, Chordata, Aves, Passeriformes, Passeridae. The record is from RefSeq and is a predicted model, not a curated record. Bases 95 to 964 code for a protein of 289 amino acids. Gene Ontology annotation, cellular component: endoplasmic reticulum membrane; Golgi membrane. The transcript is spliced from 6 exons. Gene Ontology annotation, biological process: GPI anchor biosynthetic process.